This is a messenger RNA of Ornithodoros turicata, 5169 nucleotides long. It is a transcript of the gene pnt, whose product is annotated as ETS-like protein pointed. Gene Ontology annotation, molecular function: sequence-specific DNA binding; DNA-binding transcription factor activity, RNA polymerase II-specific. The transcript has 10 exons. The coding region runs from base 451 to 2181 and encodes 576 amino acids. Gene Ontology annotation, cellular component: nucleus. Gene Ontology annotation, biological process: regulation of transcription by RNA polymerase II; cell differentiation. Lineage: Eukaryota; Metazoa; Arthropoda; Arachnida; Ixodida; Argasidae. The record is from RefSeq and is a predicted model, not a curated record.
UUUUCGCGAGUGGAAAGGAGGUUCUCUGCCCUUCGGAGCUGUCGCAGCCAGCAGCCAGCGGAGUGCAUUUUCCUCAGUCUCGAAGGCCUCUCCCCCACGUCGGUUUGUGUUGUGUGGUGUUGUGUCUUUGAAGUUCGAGGCACCGGGAUACGUCUGGAUGUGGCCAACUUUGACGAACUUUGAGAGUGACGGUGUGACUUGUUCGUUAUUCUGUGUUUGAUCCACCAUCGACCAAGUGAGGUUUUGCUACAAAAGCCGGUUCCGAUAGCGGGGAACUGAGACCAAGCGGGUGCAUAAUCCGCUGUUUCCAGGAUUGGUUGCCCCCCUCUGCAAGAUUUCUUCAGUACGUGAACAGUCUGUGAAGUUCUGCGGCUGACCCCGGCGGUGUUAGGCCUAAUCAGGGCAAAGGCCGCCCUGUCCACUGAUCGGACGUGUCCCGGCAACCGGAAGAUGGAUCUAGAAUUCUACUCUGAUUACAACGCCUCCGAGCCUUAUCCAGCACAAACGUGUCUCAAGAGCAUGUCGGCGCGAAAGAACAAAGUGCCUAAGCAAAUCAAAUUCCAGCUGGACCUUCCAACAAGGGGAAACCUGAUGGGGAGCGAUGGCGGUGGGACGCUAAUCGCUCCAGAGAACAUCAAGCGGGAGAUUCCCGACGACUCCUGUGUUCCAUCGGGUCCACGAUCUCUAGGGUCCAUGCAAAAAGUGCCUUCUUUAUCGGACCUUUCGGAAGAGAGCUCACUCGAACUUCCGACACAAGUCCCGCCGUUAACGCCUGGGACGAACCAGAAGAUGACCCAGGCCCUCACCGCCAGUUUCAGUAGUUGGGAGAAGGAAAGGGAAACAUUAAACAUUCCCAAAGAUCCUCGGCAGUGGAGCGAGAUGGACGUGGCGCACUGGUUGGGCUGGGCCAUCCGUGAAUUCAGCCUGGAAGGCGUGAACAUGCCCAACUUCAAUAUGAAGGGCAAAGACAUGUGUGCCCUGGGGAAAGAUGCCUUCCUAACAAGAGCGCCGCCGUUCAUGGGAGACAUAUUGUGGGAACAUCUCGAUAUCCUGCAGAAAGAUGUGGAAAAAGAGCGCGCAUCGCUGGAAAACGUUCCUUCAAACCUGUACGAAUCCGUGUGCGUUCCAGAGUUGGACGACUUCUUUCAGCAAGGUGGCAGUUUUCCAAUGCCCGAACAGAAAGUGACUCCGGUCAUGAAUGGAGCCACGGCGCCGACGCCACAGCCUGCCUUCAUCGACAGUAGUUUAGCACCACGUGACCUCGACCGUUACUACCAGGAAAAAGUGAAAGAAAAUGGCAGGACAACGGGUGGUUACAACCAUAUUAGUGAGUCCCUCCAUACCCUGAAUGACAUGAACCAAGAAGAGAUGGGAAUGGGCCACAAUUCGUACGACGACCCUCAAGAGUACGGCUUGGAAACACCGCAGUCUCACCCACAGUAUCUGGACAGUAGCCCAGAGUUCUACCCAUCCACAUCAGCAGUACUUCAUGAAUCAAAGUUUCAUCCCACUUACACAACUAGCAAAGAAUUUUCUAGGUCACGGUACUCUCAUCAUGAUAUGGGCAUGCCAGAAAGGUACACACCCCACCACUACGAGCCACCUCUUCAAAUGGUGCCCACAGCUGUACAGAGCCCCGCCGAGCAGUGGGUUGCCCACCAGAAUGGUUCUGGGGCACUUUCUGUCAAUGGCCUGUCACAUCAUCAUCCUUCUUCAUUUGGUGGGCUUCAUGGGAUGCGAGAUGGUCCUCUUGGUCAUUUGAGCCCUAUUCCUGGACCAUUACGACAACAUGGUGACAGCAAACCUGUCAUCCAAGCAGCUGUUCUAGCAGGUUAUUCUGGAAGUGGUCCAAUCCAGUUGUGGCAAUUCUUACUUGAGUUGCUGACAGACAAGUCAUGCCAAGGCUUUAUCAGCUGGACAGGUGAUGGCUGGGAAUUCAAGCUCACAGACCCAGAUGAAGUUGCUCGACGGUGGGGAAUUAGAAAAAACAAGCCCAAAAUGAACUAUGAGAAGUUGAGUCGGGGCUUGCGUUACUACUAUGACAAGAACAUAAUUCAUAAGACCGCAGGCAAACGUUAUGUCUACCGUUUUGUCUGCGAUCUUCAGGCACUUCUUGGCUACUCCCCAGAAGAACUGCAUGCCAUGGUAGAACUCAAACCUGAAAAGAAAGAGGAGGACUGAAAGACUCUUAAUUAUAAGAUGUGAAGUGUCCACAAAGUACUCCAGCUGACAAAGGCCGUCAUGUGCAAGACUGUUUUGCUGGAACACGUAUUCUGCAACGUGAAUUUCGCUUUGGGUUCUUCAUGUGAAGGUGCACUGCCGUGGGACAUAGCUUGAUACAGCAGUGACACAACUCAUGGUCCAAUGUCACAUUGCCGAGACAACUGUGGGUGCCCCGAGAGAAAAACUAAAUUGCCGACCUUGUGCAGUUCAUGCUACUAGCCUGCAUUUGUUCCAAUCAUAAUAAUAAGCAUAUUUUAUGCAGAUUUUUCAGGAUGUCUAAAGAUCUGAUGUGGUGGUAUCCAGAAUGACAUAGGAUGAUGGUGUCUGUUUUUUUUAAACGUCACUUCACUCUUUCAGUUGUUAUAGGUUACUACAUUAAAAAGUAACUUGAAUCUAUGGAACUGCAGCAUGCCAUGGUCGUUAUAGUCACAGAAAUGUUAGACUGACUUACCCUGAUUGCUGAGACUUAGCAAUAUCAGUGGUCAAGUGCUUCCAAAAUGGCUAGCGAGGUGUUCUUUUACGUCACUUUAUACCUUCAUUUACAAAUUCACAUUGAAGGUGCUUAAAGAUUUCUUAUAGGGAAGCAUGGUGCAGAACAAUGAAGCACACUUUAACAAGAAUGAGGUAGCAAGCAAUGCCUCAAGCAGAGAGGGAAGUAGAUUCUUCUAUAUGGCACCUUUAAUUGCAACCGCAGCAUACUUCCCAUGUUUGCGUUCUGCAUUAAAAAAGUUGAGAAAGUGAAGCUAAACUCAACCAAAGCCAUAGAGUUUGUACUAAAAGAAUCGAUCGCGUCUCAAGUUUUGUCGGAGAUUAUGGCAUGAAUGUAAUUGCUCACACCUCACAGCAGCAAUGUGCAGCACUGCUGGAUCUACAGGAGGGGCCCCAUUGAAAGUAUGGAAUUCUUAGUUGUCACUUUCAAGAAUGUCGCUCAAAAUGGUGUGUGCAUUUGUUCAUUGUACAGUAAUCAAGAAUACAGCACUUUUGCAGUCUUUUACUACAAGUAUAUUGAGUCUGAGCACAGCUAAAGGCAAAGUUUUUUUUGGCUGUGAAUGAAUGUGAAGUCUGUGUGUAUCUUUGAUUUUUGAACUGCUCUUUGAAGGAGAGUGAGUUAAAUCCAUUCAGUGCUAAGGCAAGUUCAGCAAGGUGGACUUCUCAAAUAUGUCUGCAACAUACGACACCCUGUGGUGCAUUGUAAUGGGACAGGAGGAAAUGUGCACGUGUUCUGGUAGCUGAUGUCUGGAUACUUCUCAAUUAUUUGUAUUCUCCGUCUACAUUUAUGCAUAUAUAAUGUGGCACAACAGAGGCAAAGCAAAAAAGGUAUUUGUAUGGUUGUUACUGUUAAUUUAACAAUGAAAAUAGAUGUACAGUUUUGUUACAAAAGCUCUCAACACGAGGCUGCAAAUGUGAAUAUUACGAAAGAGGUUUAUUUGCGUGUGGUGUGUAUUCAUGUAUGUAUGUGUGUGUGUUUUAUAGUCAGUUAAUGUAGUCAUUAGGAUUAUGCUAUAUGGCUGAGUGCAUUUGGAGCAAAGUACAGCAAAGAGCCAAAGUAUUUCAUUGUGGUAUUUCAUCUACUCUAACCGUUACCUGUGAGUAUUUGGACUUUGGUACGGUAACAUACCCUAGGCUGUAAAUUCUACAUUCUCUACUCUUCCGUUAGUUACUGACUCGACACAGCGUAUUAGAAAUUGAAUCACUGUCCACUUCUCGAACAUGUGCACAUAAUUAAAAGUGAUGUGAAUAUGCAUUUAUUUUGUAGAUAUAUAAAUAUGUAUGUAGACAUUUCCUGAUAAAAUCUUCAAAGAUAAAUUCAGAGCACCACAAAGUGAUGCAAAGAGAUGCAGAAAUGAGACUGAGACAGAAACCUGCAGUGAACAAGAGGGCUAAUUAUUACUCACGAGAGUUGAAAAGUUACCUCUUCCUUAAUGUUUAUAGUCUGUUUUCUGAUAUGUAAAAAUUUUGGUAAAAGUUGUACUGAUGAAAAAUAGGUCGCGCGAUCCAUUUUCUUGUUUGAGUAAACAUAUGACCUCCCAUUUUCCUGCAUAGUUCCGUGCCAGUCUUGUUUUUGAUAAAUUUCUUUGCACCCUUGAUAUAUAUAUAUAUAGAUAUAUAAUUAUUUCUCAUCACCGAGAACAUGACUAUUUGAACUUUGCUUAAAAUAGGUGUGCUGCAAUUGCAUGCCUGAAUUAAGCAAACUCCUCCUAGAAUCUUUUAAAUUCAGAGCUCCUGUGUACUUUAUGGUAAAACUAAGACAGGUGAUAAUGCUGCAACACAACCGAUGCUGCAACACAAUGAAAACUAAUGGACAUUCAGUCGCAAUGUUGCCUAAGGAAACACAAUGCCUCAAGUAUGCAUAGCAAAUGCAGAGCCCUGGGCUGAGAAUAUCAAGUUAUUCUCCUAAAUGAUGGCAGAAGCUUUUAUCUCCUAUGCAUUCCUUUGUCUUUUUUUCAUUUUCCCACUUUCAGAUUGUUUGCGAGAAGUAUUAGGGACAUGCAGUAUUGUGAAGCUUUGUCUUUGCCAAAACAAUGACAGUGCCUUAGUAUCCACCCGUGUCUUCCGAGAGAUAUAUUUAUGAUAAUAAGCAGAUUCAAAGCCUUUCUGGAAAGCAGAUGGGUGCCUCAACAUUAUGAUCGUUACGUUAGUGCCUGUAGCUUACUUUUCUUGACACAUAUUUGUUCAAUGCUAUGCUUCGACCUCUCGUCUUUGCCGUUUGACCUUUGGUACAUCAGCUGUGCAAGUGCAAGAUCUCAUGAUGCCUUGUGAAGUCAUGCGGGAUUAUUAUCUACAGUGAUAGUAUAGCAACAUGUGAUCUGCUGGCUAUAUAUCAUUUGUCCAAGAAUGUGAUUGUUACUAAUGUUUCCAGUUGUUAUGUUGCAAGGUAAAUUCUGUAAUCUUUGCAACAUGCAUCCCUGCAGACAUCAGCAUUAAAAUAAAAGCACAGACACGCCA